Molecule: messenger RNA, 3272 nt
Organism: Rosa rugosa (rugosa rose)
Lineage: Eukaryota; Viridiplantae; Streptophyta; Magnoliopsida; Rosales; Rosaceae
Product: NAD kinase 2, chloroplastic
Exons: 8
Coding region: 100-3078 (992 amino acids)
Biological process (GO): NADP+ biosynthetic process; NAD+ metabolic process
Molecular function (GO): NAD+ kinase activity
Source: RefSeq, a predicted model, not a curated record
CAUACAUAUGCUUUCAUUUUCCUUUCACAAUAAUAAAAAGGAAAAUAAUAAAACAAAAAAUAAAAACUCCCAGAGAGCUGUGAAAACCAACAUUCCUAUAUGGUGGCAUGUUGCCAGGUGGCCAUCGCCGUCGAUAUGAGCCGCUGUGCCGCUUCACCUCCCAAUCUGUGCCCCCUCCAGUUCUCAGGUAGCCCCGCCAAGCUAUUCGGAUUCGGGUUCGACAUUCAGAAGAAGAGGCGGCUCAAGUUCGUCGUCAGUGCGGAGCUGUCCAAGCCAUUCUCUCUCAGUUUCGGCUUGGACUCUCAGGGCUAUCAGCUUCAUGAUCCGUCGCAGUCGCGGAGGAUUGGCCCUGUUCCUGGGGAUAUUGCAGAAAUUGAAGCCUAUUGUAGAAUUUUUCGAAGUGCUGAACGACUACAUACUGCAUUGAUGGAGACCUUGUGCAAUCCGGUGACCGGAGUAUGCAGUGUUUAUUAUGACUUCCCAUCGGAGGAAAAGCCGCUCUUGGAGGAUAAGAUUGUGUCUGUGAUUGGUUGCAUGAUGUCACUGUUGAACAAAGCAAGGGAGGAUGUGCUUUCGGGAAGAUCAGCCAUUAUGAGCUCCUUUCGGGGAGUUGUGGAUGUCGGUGUGGUGGAGGAAGACAUGCUUCCUCCGCUUGCUGUUUUCAGGAGUGAGCUGAAGAGGUGCUGCGAGAGCUUGCACGUUGCGCUUGAGGACUGGUUGAUGCCUGGGGAUGAGCAGAGCUUGGAUGUGUGGAGGAAGCUUCAGAGGCUGAAGAAUGUGUGUUAUGAUUCCGGUUUUCCACGCGAGGAGGAUUAUCCGUGCAAUACGCUUUUUGCUAAUUGGACUCCUGUUUACUUAUCCUCUUCUAAAGAGGAUGUUAGGUCCGAAGAUUCGGAGGUAGCGUUUUGGAGGGGUGGCCAGGUAACAGAAGAAGGUCUGGAGUGGUUACUGGAGAGAGGAUUUAAAACUAUUGUUGAUCUUAGGGCAGAGAUUGUAAAAGACAAUAUUUAUCAGGCAGCCGUGGAUGAUGCUAUUGCAUCAGGGAAGGUGGAAUUGAUCAGAAUUCCACUUGAAGUUGGGACUGCACCUUCAAUGGAGCAGGUUGAGAAAUUAGCAAGUUUGGUUUCAGAUUGCAGCAAAAAGCCAAUCUAUCUUCAUAGCAAGGAAGGUCUCUGGAGAACAUCUGCCAUGGUUUCCAGAUGGAGGCAGCACUUGACUCGCCGUGCUGUUCAGUUUGUCUCCAAGCAGUCGGUUUCUCUUAAUGGAGAAGUUGAAAAACCCUCAACUAUGCAGAAAAGUUCCCUCCUUGAAAAGAAGAACGAGUCACUGGACACAAUUCAUGGUUCAAAUGGGGUGCUACAAAAAAAUGAUUCUGUAGACAGGGAUGAAGCAAAUCUAAAUGGGACCUGCAACAGCCUUAUAUCUAUCCAAGGUUUGAGAUCAGUUGAAUCAGAUGAAAGUGAACCUUUGGUGAACUUCUGCAGGGAAGUUGACCCCCUGAAUGCUCAGGUUCCUCCUUGCAAUAUUUUCUCAAGAAAAGAAAUGUCCAGGUUUCUUGAGAGAGAAAAUAUUGCACCACUCACUUACUUUAAUUAUCAGUUAAAUAGGUUGAAGGUAUUACCAAUUUCCAGGUAUAUGAAUACUAAGAUAAUGUGGAGAGGUGAGAUUGUUGAUACUGAUCCAGUGCGGGAGGUUGUGGAGGCAGAAAAUUCCAAUGAGAUACCUGAUGCAAAACAUCUGCUUCCAGAGUUCCAGAUCUCUGCUUCUGGCAAUGGGAAGUAUUUGACCGGUGUUGGUAAUGGUUCUGUAACUGCAGUUGUAAAUGGAUUUGGUGAAGGGGAGAAAGGUUCCUUGUUAGCCGCUAAUUUAUCUACUAACGCGAGCAACAAUCAUUCUAAAGCAGUGAAGGAGGAAAGGAAGAGUAAUGGUAGAGCCCCUUUAGUUUCAAGUGAUGAUGAAUUGGGAUCAAUUGAAGGAGAUAUGUGUGCUUCUGCAACUGGGGUUGUAAGGGUGCAGUCAAGAAAGAAAGCAGAGAUGUUUUUAGUACGAACAGAUGGAUUCUCUUGUACCCGAGAAAAAGUGACAGAAUCCUCCCUGGCCUUCACUCAUCCAAGUACUCAGCAACAAAUGCUUAUGUGGAAAUCUACACCAAAGACAGUAUUAGUGUUAAAGAAGCUUGGGCAUGAGCUUAUGGAACAAGCUAAAGAGGUUGUCUCCUUCUUGUAUUACCAAGAGAAAAUGAAUGUUCUGGUGGAACCUGACGUGCAUGAUGUAUUUGCUAGAAUCCCAGGUUUUGGAUUUGUUCAGACCUUCUACACCCAAGAUACCGGUGAUCUGCAUGAGAGGGUUGAUUUUGUGGCAUGUCUGGGAGGGGAUGGGGUAAUACUCCAUGCUUCAAAUCUAUUCAAAGGUGCUGUUCCCCCCAUCGUAUCAUUUAAUCUUGGAUCUCUUGGAUUUUUGACUUCCCAUACUUUUGAUGACUACAGGCAGGACUUAAGACAGGUUAUCCAUGGAAAUAACACAAGUGAUGGUGUUUAUAUAACUCUCAGAAUGCGUCUCAGGUGUGAAAUUUUUCGAAAUGGUAAAGCGAUGCCUGGAAAGGUAUUUGAUGUUUUGAAUGAAAUAGUUGUUGAUCGAGGUUCGAAUCCGUACCUUUCUAAGAUUGAAUGUUAUGAACGUGACCAGCUUAUAACCAAGGUCCAAGGUGAUGGUGUCAUUGUAGCCACACCUACAGGAAGUACUGCUUAUUCUACAGCUGCAGGAGGUUCCAUGGUGCAUCCAAAUGUUCCUUGCAUGUUAUUUACGCCAAUCUGCCCACACUCCCUCUCAUUUAGACCAGUUAUACUUCCAGAUUCUGCAAGCCUUGAAUUAAAGAUUCCAGAGGAUGCUCGAAGCAAUGCCUGGGUUUCUUUUGAUGGGAAGAGAAGGCAGCAGCUCUCAAGGGGAGACUCUGUUCGAAUAGCUAUGAGCCAACACCCACUUCCAACAGUCAACAAGCGUGACCAAACAGGGGACUGGUUUCGAAGCUUGAUUCGUUGCCUAAAUUGGAAUGAGAGGCUAGAUCAAAAGGCCCUUUGAAACCAAGGACUCUGUAUCCUGUCGUACAUAUUGUAAAUUAGAACAAAUCAAACUUAGAGUAAAUAUAUUCUUUCACAAAUGCUCCCCACAAGAGGGUAGAAUUUUACGUAUACAGUAUAUACUGUGUUCUUCUCUCUUGUUAACGAUGUAUUUGUACACCAUAAUUAUAGAGAAAUAAAAUUAUACUUUGCAAA